Messenger RNA from Fopius arisanus, 7494 nucleotides. Its product is annotated as serine/threonine-protein kinase atr-like. Gene Ontology annotation, cellular component: nucleus. The transcript is spliced from 2 exons. Gene Ontology annotation, biological process: protein phosphorylation; DNA damage checkpoint signaling; telomere maintenance. The record is from RefSeq and is a predicted model, not a curated record. Bases 81 to 7469 code for a protein of 2462 amino acids. Gene Ontology annotation, molecular function: protein binding; protein serine/threonine kinase activity. Lineage: Eukaryota; Metazoa; Arthropoda; Insecta; Hymenoptera; Braconidae.
UUAGACGGUUUAACACAGGCAAUAAGUCAAUGUCAAUCAUGUGAAUAUUACCAUCAAAUUGUUAUUAACAAUUGAUACAAAUGGAGAUUGACGAGCCAGAUUCCCCUGAUAUUCAACAGCGAAUUGCAGUGGCCGAAUCGUUGUGGGCAGUGAUAUGUGCCCCAGCGAUGAAGAUCUUCUCCCUGAAGAAGACAGCAUCAGAGCCAACGCUGCGAGCCUUCCUGGAGUUGCUGAACGGUGCAGCUGAGAAUUUCAUAAAUAUCCUGAUUCCCCCCUACAAAUCAGGUCUUCGAUACGAUUCCCUGAAACUCAAGUACUCAGCCUUCACGAAGUGGCUCUUCGGUGUCCUCUUCCACGUGGUGGGUGAUCCCCUGAAUCCCCAGAUUCUCCUGAACAGUCUAGAGGUGCAGGCACGAAUGCUGCGAAUUCUAUCUCGCCUCUACCUGCCUGAAUUCCUGAGAAUCACCGAGGAGUACCUAGCGAUCACCGACGAGCUCCUGGAGUUCGAGUCGAACCCAGAGAAGAGCCAGACAACAAUAAAACGUUUUGUGAUCGAGCCAAAUGCAAUCGAGAAACUCGUCCUGACGAAUUUACCAGUGACAAUUACUCGAGAAUCGAUCGUCACAACUGAAAUAUCGAUAAUGAAAAUAAUUAUAAAGUCUGGGGUGACCUGCUGGCCCCUGGAGGAUCUCUGGGACAGAGCCCUGAGGAUAAUAACCAAAUGCAGAGUUGAGUCGAAGGUGAUAUCGAUGGAACUAGUCUCUCAACUUCUUCAAUUCACACCCCUGGACGAUUGCAGAGUGAAAAUGUUUGUUUUUCACUGUAUCGAGGUCGUCAGGACCCACAGUACUCUCCAGAAGUCCCCGGAUGACGUCUAUUUCAACGUCAUGGAGGAAACGCCAGUGAUCCUGAAGAAUCUUCUGUCAAAUCUCCAGAAUUCUUCUCAAGUCGUCGACCUCUGCAUGGCAAUCGUCGAAGCAACGACCUCCGGACGCCUCUCCUCCAAGGAGCUAGAGCACUUCGCCAUCGAGAAGAUCAGGGAUCACCUGAUCAGACACCCACGCGCCCCCACGCAGCAGGAUCACUCGAUUUUACUGCGAUACCUCAGUCAAUCCUCGAAAUUUCCCAUCGUCGUCGCUCACUUCGUCAUUUAUCAACUCGAUACAUUCUCAGGAGCUGGACAACUCGUCGCGGCCAGUGCCAGUCCUCUCUGGCGAUCCAUUCAACUUCUCAUCUUCGAGAAAAUCGAUUCUAAAUCACUCGAGGAGGUGAGAAAGUGCCUGGAGGUGGGCAGGACGAUUUCCCUGUGGAUGAUGGGUAAAAAAAUUCGGGGCAAGCUAUUCGAUGACUCUGAAUACCUGAUGGCAGCUCUCACGAGUCUCCUGGAGGCCUCUCAGGACCCUGAGAACAGGGAAUUAAUUUUCUUGUGCCUGAUGGAGCUGAUGAUCAUCGAUGAAUUCCCUAAAUCCGACGUCCAAAAGCUCCUGCUGCUCCCCUGGUUUCCGGACAAGUCCUCCAGCAAUCUGGACAUCUCUAGGAGACUCUCAGCGUCUCUGAAGUCCCUGACGAUGACUACAAAGCUCAAGUGCCUCGAGAGAAUCUGCGAAUUUGGAACCGGAAGAGUGAGAAUAAAAUUUCUCAGCACGUGUGUCUCGAAUUGCGAGCUGGAGCUAGCAGUGGCAGCUGUUCGUAAUUCAAUUCUAUUGUUGAAUGACCCGGAGGUGUCUUUUAACUAUAUUAGUCUUCAUAUUUUGAGGCCAGCAGUUGUCGCCCAGAAGAUGGGACUUCAGGAGGCAGUUGUUGGGGUCCUGGGGGAUACAGUCUGCUUUGUCUCUGGAAAGGCCCAACUGAUUCGUCCAGAAUGGGACUCCCUCGCCUGGAGAAUCACCUGUGACACCUGUGACAAACACUUCGACCACUCCCCAGGUCUCAGGGAUAAAUUACCCAUCGACGAGUCAAUAUUCUCCUCGUAUUUCUCCUUUUUUUCCUCCAGUGUCUUGAGUGUUCGCAGGGCCAUGAGCAAAAUCCUCUCGAAGCUCUCGAAUCAUGUUCACAGCUUCAGCACAAAUUCUGUUUGUCAGACGUGGCUGGCUCUCAUCAACGAUCAGGACGAAGAGAUCAGAAAUAAUAUCGCCAAUUCCAUCGCAACACUUGCCCAGAAUAAAUUGAAAUUGAUAUCUGGGGGACGAGAGACCGCCCAAGACGACUGCCCGAGGGAUCUCGAGGAAUUCAUCGAACUGGUGAUCGAUAAACUCGCGGAGGGACUGACGAGGGCCCACGAGACGUCCAACGAGUCCCUCCAGAUGUCCAUCAUCAACACUACGAGGAAUCUCGCACGGGCUGGAAUUUACUGUGCCGAGCAGAGGAUCUGCAUUAUUCUCAUCAUCUUCAUCAUGCAUCCAGAGUCAUCUUACACAGCAGUAGCUUCAGCAAUUGUCGCCUUCAAGGAAGUCGCGAGCUACUGCAAACUCACCCCCUACAAACUCUUCCUCAGGUACAGAAAAGAUUUUGUCCAGAGUAUGACGCAGCUGUUGGCUAAUAAUUUCGUGGAGAGAAAUUAUAGUGUCGCAUUAUCCCUCAUUAAAAUAGUCCAGUGCAUCGGGUACUCGGGGGCACGUGAGUUCAUGAGGAAAGAUGGAAGUCUAGUCGUCAGUUAUCUCAUUCCCAUGGCGCUCCAGGUGACGAAAGUCUGUGAUAUCUUCAAGGAAAUUGCUGAUCUCCUGGGUAUCGAGGAACGUGAGAUGUUUCUGGAAUACUUCCAGCAGAUCUGCCCCCAUGUCUUCGUGAAUGAGGCCCCAGAGGUGGGUCCCGAGUGCCUGGAGCUAGUGUCAAAACUCUCGGGGAUAUCCCUCAGGGAUCUGAUGAAGAUGUCGUUCAUUGGAAUAUUUCGAAAAGUUCUUCUGCACUUUCAUGACAAGAUGGAGGAGGUGUUGAUAUGUCUCGAGGUGAUAUCAGAGUUCGAUCCAGAUCAUGGUGGGGAUUUCGAGUCCAACGAGUCAAUUGCUAAUUACCUCAAACCCCAUCUCCACGCAGUUCUCGUUAAAUUCGACACUAACCUGGGGCCUCUGAGCGACGAGAGAACCCAGAAAUCAGCCCUGGGAUCCCUCGGUGCGCUCAUAAAAUUUAUGGGAGCUGCGCACAUCAGUCCCCUCAGGUACAAGAUCCUGACGACCUUGAGAACGUGUCUGAACCUCAACCGGCCAGGAUUCAAGAGGCUCUCGUGCUACGCCUGGGACUGCUUCCUGAGAAAUGUCUCCUUGGAGGAUUUGGGGCCCUUACUACCCACCAUAUGUGUCUCAAUGGUUCCUCUGCUCGAUUCCUAUCCCCAGGAGGCCAACGCCAUGAUGGAAUUUCUGCUCAUUGACAACAAUGUAGCCCUGCAGAGCCACAUCUCUGAGAUUUUUUUCAUCGAAGAUCUCAGGGUCCACGAGAGAAUCUCCUCCGUUGUCUCCAAACAGGUGAUUAAGUCUUCACCGAGAGAUCCUGAGGCUGGACUCAAGAUUUGGACACGUAGGAUCAAACAUGAGACUGACGAGGUGAGAUUCAAGGCUCUGGGUCACUUGAAAAAAUUUCUGGAGCUCCACAGGAGUCACCUGAAUGACAUGAUCCUUUCUAAUACCGAUGUCCAUCCCCUGGUGGUCGAUCUCCUGGAUUCCCUCCUCGCUGGAUGCCAGGAGAAGGACGAGAGUAUAAGAUUGAGGUGUGGAGAGUGCCUUGGGGAAUUGGGAGCAGUGGAGCCAAGCCUCCUCCCCAGGAGAAUUGUCUCCAAGGACGACUCCCAAUUCAUCCCCGAGAUGAACGAGACUUUUGCACUUGAGGUCCUCCAGGAGCUUGUCAGAGCCCUUCAGAUGGAGAAAAUAACUCAGAACGUCGACUGCUUCUCCCUCGCUAUCCAGGAGAUCCUCAAGACCUUCGAGAUAUCACCGAGUGGCUCCAACUCAAGAAUCUGGAAUUUUCUCUCAUCAACAACUCAAGAGAGAAUUCUCCCAUUAUUAAACUCGAGGUAUAAACACACAGCAGAUCCUGAUCCCGUGGAGUCACCAGUCUAUGGCUCAUCCGCAGGAUCAACCUUCGAGAAGUGGCUGUACAACUGGACAUGCUCGAUGAUCCUGAAGAUAAAGGACCAAAGGCUGUCAUCAGUCCUCAGAGCCUGCCAACCAGCCCUGAGGCGAGACUCCAGGACAACAAUGUUCUGCAUUCCCCACAUUUUCACUCACAUAAUCACCAAGGGUUCUGACACCGAUCGAGAUCGACUGCUCACUGAGAUUUUUGCCGUAAUUAAGUCUGAGGAUCAAGCCCUGGACCAGGAGCUACUGAUUCGUCGUCCCCUGAGACGCGAGACCAAUGACAAGCAGAAUGACAUAAGAGUUUCCGAUGAAGCUAGAAGACUCAGGUGCUCCCAGGUGGUAUUUUCCACUCUGGACCACGUGAUGCGUUGGCUAGGUGAAAAACGAAGGGACAGGGGCCAAAAUUAUCAUCUAAUGCAGAGGUUCGUCGAGCAAUUGGAUAGUCUGGUGCUGGCAGAGGCUUGCUACAAGUCACACGAGUAUCAUCGCGCCCUGAUGUACCUGGAGAGACACAUGACCUCGAAAAAUAAGGGCCUGUCAGAUCAGACAGAGAGUGGAUUGCUGGCUAAAAUCUACACCCAGCUGGAGGAACCCGAUGGUGUUUCAGGAAUCCUAGCAACUCAGGAUCAAUCACCAACGCUUCAGCAACUGAUUGUUGCACACGAGGUAACGGGACAGCUCCAGGACGCAGCGAUAUGCUACGAGAAAUUAGCACAACGUCUGGUUGCACCGAAAUUCAUCCAGGGAAUGAUACACUGCUAUCUGGGACUGGAUCAACCAGUGACAGCCAUGAAAUUUACCGAAGGAGUUCUGAGUUCGAGUCCUGAACUCGAGCCCUUGAUUGUGGAGCACGAGCCCUUCUGGAGGCUAGCCAAUUUUGUCCAGCUCAAGGACGACAAGAACACGGUGAAGAGGGAUCUCCUGGAGGAUUUGCGACGAGGUGUUCAGCCUGAUCUCCAGAGUAUCAAGAAACGUCUGGUGACACAACUGGGUGCCACGUCUCACAGAGUCUCGUACCUCCAGCAGAGUUACCCGUACAUAAUGAAACUUCACACUCUAAAUGAAUUCGAGAAAUCAACGGACCUGAUGCUGAGGAACAUCGAGAGUCUUCCAGUGAUUUUCAACGAGUGGGAGCAGAGAGAGCAGCUGAUAAAAGCAUCAAGAGGUGUUGAAUCAGUCCUGGGAAUGAGACGAGCAAUACUAGAUCUAUUUGUUCACCUGAUAAAAUCCCGAGAUCCAUCGUCAGACGUAUCACUUCUCAAACAAGAAAUCGGCAAGAUCUGGCUGAAGAGUGCUAAAAUCGCGAGGAAGUCUGGACUCUAUCAGCAAGCCUACAUGUACAUUCUCUCCGCAUCUGACAGCUGUCCCCCCCAGGAAUUGAACAUUGAAUUGGCUCAGCUCUACUGGCAGAAAAAUUGCCAGGAGGAGGCACGAAUCACCCUGAAACGAUCAUUCACCAAUUGUUUCGAUUCCCUGGAGCAUUACCAGCAGCUACCACUGGACAUGUGCCCACCAGAUCGCAAGAACUUUGCCAAAGCUAAAUUACUGUUCGCCAGGUACAACGAGGAGACGUUGAACGUCGACAACAGGACGAAUGAGAAGUACUACGAAGAGGCUUAUUGUGCCUGGAAGUCCUGGGGGAAGAGUACCCUGGCACUCGCUCAAUAUCAGGAAUCAUUCGCCGAAGGAAGACAAUUCGUUGAUAAUGGAACAAGACUCUCAAGAAUUAUCACUUAUUAUGGACGAUCACUCCAGUACAGCUGCAAAUACGUUCACCAGGCGAUGCCCAGGAUGCUGACAAUCUGGAUGGAUUUUGCUGAGAAGGUGCACAGGAUGGAGAGGCCAACGAAGGAACAGGUGAUUGAGGUCGAGAGAAUGACUAAAAUCAUCGACGUCUUCUGCACUAGACUGCCAACAUACGUCUGGCUGACAGCUCUUAGCCAACUCGUCUCCAGGAUAUCUCACCCGUCGAAAGAGGUCCAGGAGCAGCUGAUAAAAAUCCUGGUGAGACUGAUAGCAUUUCAUCCCCAGUACUGCAUGUGGAUGAUGGCGUGCGUCUUGAAUUCAAAGAUGUCACCAGGGACGAGCUUUCUGGGGGCUGACAAACGACCCCAGAGCUUCAAGGAUCGAAUCUGGCAUCACAGGAGUCUUCACGAUAGCACCAUCAAGAGGAUAAUGAUGUCGUUCAGAUCGUUGUGGGAGAAAUUGAUAGAGUUUACGUCUUUUAAGAUUGAGGAGGGUGUGUCGAGGACUAAAGUGUCAAUUCUCUGCAGGGGUCUUCCCAAAUUGUUGAAGAAUCAGGGUUUUGGUCCGAUAAUGAUGCCGACAACUCAGUUCUUCAGGCUUAUCUUACCGGCUGAUGGGGCAGUACCUGAGGGACACGAUCCACACAGCAACGAUCGAGUUUCAAUCGUUGGAAUUGAGGAGGAAGUGACAGUGAUGACUUCUGCACAGAAACCCAAGAAGAUAAUGCUGAGGGGAUCUGAUGGCAAACGUUACAGCUUCAUGUGCAAACCCGAUGACGAUCUCCGAAGGGAUUUUCGACUGAUGGAGUUCAAUGGAAUUGUUAACAAGCAUCUGCAGAAGGAUCCGGAGUCCAGGCAGAGGCGUUUGUACAUCAGGACGUACUCGGUGGUGCCACUUCAUGAGAAAUGUGGUAUAAUCGAGUGGGUGCAGAAUCUUCUGCCAUUUCGUCAGGCUCUCCUCGGGAUUUACAGGGAGAGAAACCUGGGAAUGAGUGGAGAUCAGCUGCGAAAGCAUAUAGCACCACCUCAGAGGACUUCCCUGGAGGACAAACGUAAGGUAUUCCUGGAGAAACUCAUACCCAGGCAUCCACCUGUUCUUGGUGACUGGUUCAGGCUCAUGUUCCCUGAUCCAUAUGCCUGGUACGAAGCGAGAACUGCCUACAUCAGGACAACAGCUGUUAUGUCGAUGGUGGGGUAUGUCCUCGGGCUGGGCGACAGGCACGGUGAGAAUAUUCUAUUCGAUUGUAAAUGUGGUGAUGCUGUUCAUGUGGAUUUUAAUUGUUUGUUUAAUACUGGUGAGACUCUUAACGUACCUGAGAAGGUGCCAUUCAGGCUCACUCAUAAUAUGGUGAGUGCUAUGGGGCCUCUCCGGUAUGAGGGACCAUUCAGGAAGUCCUGUGAGGCCACUAUGAGAGUUCUCAGGACUGAGGCAAAGACUUUGAAUAGUGUUCUCAGACCUUUUGUCUAUACCGAGAGGGUCAGCGAUGCUGAGGCCAAUGUCAGGAAUAUUGAGCAGAGGCUCGCUGGAUUUGUUAAACUCGUUGACGAGAGUAUGGUACAGCUCAGUGUAUCGGGACAGGUCAAUCAUCUUAUUUUGGAUGCCACCAAUGUUGAUAAUCUUUGUCAGAUGUAUUAUGGAUGGGGAGCGCAAAUGUGAAAGUAUUUGAAAAAAAAUAUUGAUU